Messenger RNA from Acomys russatus (golden spiny mouse), 492 nucleotides. It is a transcript of the gene Wfdc5, whose product is annotated as WAP four-disulfide core domain 5. Gene Ontology annotation, molecular function: peptidase inhibitor activity. The record is from RefSeq and is a predicted model, not a curated record. The transcript has 3 exons. Lineage: Eukaryota; Metazoa; Chordata; Mammalia; Rodentia; Muridae. The coding region runs from base 91 to 492 and encodes 133 amino acids. Gene Ontology annotation, cellular component: extracellular region.
CUGACUCAACAGCUCUGGCAUCCUGGUGGCUAUAGGUGUUAAAGUUGGGGGCCUCUGGGCCCUGAGCUUAUUGGGUGCCACAAAAGAAACAUGAGAAUGCAGCGUGCCCUCCUCCUGGUAGUCCUCCUGGCUUUGGAGACCCAGCUGCCUGUGGCCUUGGGUAGGAAGAAGGGAGACAAAAUGGGGGGCUGCCCACCAGACGACAGGCCCUGCGGCCACAUGAUUCCUGAUCAGUGCGUAAAUGACCGCCAGUGUCCCUCAUCUUGGAAGUGCUGCUACCGAGCCUGCUACCGUCAGUGUGUCCCUAGGGUCUCUGUAAAGCUGGGCAGCUGUCCCGUGGACCAACUCCGCUGCCUCGGUCCUACAAAGCAUAUGUGUAACCGAGACUCGGACUGCUCAGGCUCGAAGCGAUGCUGUGUCAGCGCCUGUGGUCGGGACUGCAGAGACCCCAGGAAAGGUGCUAUUCCUGCUUCCCCUCCAGCCCAGCUCUGA